AAAGUGGGCCCCUUGCUGAUAGCAGAGAGCCCGAUGCAGGGCUUGAACUCAUGAACUGUGAGAUCAUGAUCUGAGCCAAAGUUGGACACUUAACCGACUGAGCCACCCAGGCACCCCAGAAUGUGAAUGUUUUAAAUGAAAUACUGAAAUUACUUAUGGUAGCCCUGGAUAUAUAUUUAUUAUGUCAUUUGUUUGUCACGAUAAGUUUUCUCCUUGGUCAUUUUAUUUUCAAAUGGAAUGAGCCAAGUUGUUUAUAUUUCAUUCCUGAGAAACUAAAGGAAGAAACUGACUAGUGAAUAUGAAAAUGGCCAUUAAAUUCGAUUGUCCAUCUUAUGGAUGUUCAUAAGAUAGUUCCUUGCUCUUAACACACUGCGGCCUGGUGUUAGAUUGUGUGUAAUUAGUGUGUACAACUUAAAUGUCAAAAUCUAAGCAAUAUAAAUAACCUGGGUUAGGAAAAAAACAUAGUUGCUUAAGGCAAAAAAGACUUCAAAGCUAAGUAUAAGCAAUAUUUGUUUUUUCCUUUUUCUCAUUUACAUGUUUAUACCACCUUUCUCUCUCAAGUAAUAACAAGCAAUACGGGUCCGAACUGGCUUAUUAGCACUACCAAGUUAAUAUUAACGAUAACAUUAGUGCACAUACAUGCACACUUAAAGGUUUGGAGAAAAAUGUCUUUCCCAUGUCUGAUUUCACUGACUAGCCCGAUCAGUUUACUAAUUUUAUUGCUGCGUUAAACUAGAAUGCUAAAUACGGUUGUCCAUUAUUAAAAGAAAUGAGUAGGAUUAAAAUAAAGACUUAAAAAAAAUACUUCUGGAUAAAGUAGCAGGCUUCAAGUGAAACUCAGUUUUGGUUUCCUUUACAGGACUAGCUAUUCACAGUCACACAGAACUACUUAGCACGCUUUGCCAGUGUCUCCUGAGGAAGUCAGAAUCUGAGCCAGCAUGAAGACUGAAUCUGGUCUUUGGUCUGAUUUAUAAACUGUACUUUAUUCUAACCAUGUGCAAGGUGGAGGUUAUAGCAUGGAAACUAAAACCUUACUUCCUGCUUGACAUAACUUACUUCAAGAAGAGCACAAUGUCAGAACGUGGAAUUAAGUGGGCUUGUGAAUACUGUACGUACGAAAACUGGCCAUCUGCCAUCAAGUGUACUAUGUGUCGUGCCCAGAGACCAAGUGGAACAAUUAUCACAGAAGAUCCAUUUAAAAGCGGUUCAAGUGAUGUUGGUAGAGAUUGGGAUCCUUCCAGCACUGAAGGAGGAAGUAGUCCUUUGAUAUGUCCAGACUCUAGUGCAAGACCAAGGGUUAAGUCUUCGUACAGCAUGGAAAACGCAAAUAAAUGGUCAUGCCACAUGUGCACAUAUUUGAACUGGCCAAGAGCAAUCAGAUGUACCCAGUGCUUAUCCCAGCGUAGGACCAGGAGUCCCACAGAGUCUCCUCAAUCCUCAGGAUCUGGCUCAAGACCAGUUGCUUUUUCUGUUGAUCCUUGCGAAGAAUACAAUGAUAGAAAUAAACCGAACACAAGGACCCAGCACUGGACUUGUUCUAUUUGCACGUAUGAAAACUGGGCCAAGGCUAAAAAGUGUGUUGUUUGCGAUCAUCCCAGACCUAAUAAUAUUGAAGCAAUAGAGUUGGCAGAGACUGAUGAGGCUUCUUCAAUAAUAAAUGAGCAAGACAGAACUCGAUGGAGGGGCAGCUGUAGCAGUGGUAAUAGCCAAAGAAGAUCGCCUCCCACUACGAAACGAGACUCUGAAAUGAAAAUGGAUUUUCAGAGGAUCGAAUUGGCUGGUGCUGUUGGCAGUAAGGAGGAACUUGAGGUGGACUUCAAAAAACUAAAACAAAUUAAAAACAGGAUGAAAAAGACCGAUUGGCUAUUCCUCAGUGCUUGUGUGGGGGUUGUAGAAGGUGAUCUAGCUGCUAUAGAAGCAUAUAAGUCAUCAGGAGGGGACAUUGCGCGUCAGCUCACUGCGGACGAAGUGCGCUUGCUGAACCGCCCUUCUGCUUUUGAUGUUGGCUAUACCCUCGUACAUCUGGCUAUACGUUUUCAGAGGCAGGACAUGCUAGCAAUAUUGCUUACAGAGGUGUCUCAACAAGCAGCCAAGUGUAUUCCUGCAAUGGUGUGUCCCGAACUGACAGAACAAAUCCGGCGAGAGAUCGCUGCCUCUCUUCAUCAGAGAAAGGGGGAUUUUGCUUGCUAUUUUCUCACUGACCUUGUAACAUUUACGUUGCCAGCAGAUAUUGAAGACUUGCCUCCAACAGUCCAAGAAAAAUUAUUUGAUGAGGUGCUCGAUAGAGAUGUUCAGAAAGAGUUAGAAGAAGAAUCUCCAAUUAUAAACUGGUCUUUGGAGUUGGCUACCCGUUUGGACAGUCGACUGUAUGCGCUUUGGAACCGGACCGCAGGAGACUGCUUACUUGAUUCAGUGCUACAAGCUACCUGGGGCAUUUAUGACAAGGACUCGGUGCUUCGGAAAGCCCUGCAUGACAGCCUGCAUGACUGUUCACAUUGGUUUUACACACGUUGGAAAGAUUGGGAAUCGUGGUAUUCUCAGAGCUUUGGUUUACAUUUCUCCUUGAGGGAAGAACAGUGGCAAGAAGACUGGGCAUUCAUACUGUCUCUUGCCAGCCAGCCUGGAGCAAGCUUGGAACAGACGCACAUUUUUGUACUUGCACAUAUUCUUAGACGACCAAUUAUAGUUUAUGGAGUGAAAUAUUAUAAAAGUUUCCGGGGAGAAACUUUAGGAUAUACUCGGUUUCAAGGUGUUUAUUUGCCUUUGUUGUGGGAACAGAGUUUUUGUUGGAAAAGUCCUAUCGCUCUGGGCUAUACAAGGGGCCACUUCUCUGCUUUGGUUGCCAUGGAAAACGAUGGCUACGGCAACCGAGGUGCUGGUGCUAACCUGAACACGGACGACGACGUCACUGUCACGUUCUUGCCUCUGGUGGACAGCGAAAGGAAGUUACUGCACGUGCACUUUCUUUCUGCUCAGGAGCUAGGUAAUGAGGAGCAGCAGGAGAAGCUACUGCGGGGGUGGCUGGACUGCUGUGUGACCGAGGGCGGCGUGCUGGUGGCCCUGCAGAAGAGCUCGCGGCGGCGCAGCCACCCGCUGGUCGCGCACAUGGUGGACAAGUGGCUUGACCGCUACAGACAGAUCCGGCCUUGUCCCUCCCUGUCUGACGGAGAGGAAGACGACGACGACGACGAUGAAUGAAGGCAAGACCCGGGAGCAGACGACCAGGGCAUCGGCUCUGCGGCGACCCCAGAGCUAGUGUGGCGCGCGCUCCCGGCGGAGCGGGGGCGCCGAGGGACCCGGGUGUGGCUGGACCUGCCGGGACGGGCGACUCUCGUCCGCACCUGGCGGGGACGACGGAUCUGCUGCGUGAGGAGACAGAGACCUCUGUUUGGACUAGUUUGUAAAAAGAAAGAAAGACCCUAAUUUUAUUAAGACACAACUUUUUUCCUUUCAAGUUGUAAAUCUGUCUGUAAAUGCAACGCAUGUGGUUGUGUAAGAAGUUGCGUAAUAGGACAAGUUGUACCAGCAUCUUCAUAUUAUCGAGACGUUUUUUCAGCACGGGCACCUCCAAAAGCACAUGGCAGAUGACUCUUUGUUCCUUCGAGAUCUUCUUUUUUAAGUAGAACCCGACAUUCUACUUCGACCUUAAAAGAGCCACUUUACGUUGAGUCUCACUAGAGCUCAUUAGAAAUCUGCAAACUUUUUGUACAGAUUAUCCACAGCCACACGUAAAAAUAAAAACAAGCUUUUAUUUUAUUAAUAA
Molecule: messenger RNA, 3763 nt
Organism: Acinonyx jubatus (cheetah)
Lineage: Eukaryota; Metazoa; Chordata; Mammalia; Carnivora; Felidae
Gene: ZRANB1
Product: zinc finger RANBP2-type containing 1
Exons: 10
Coding region: 994-3198 (734 amino acids)
Biological process (GO): protein K29-linked deubiquitination; cytoskeleton organization; protein deubiquitination involved in ubiquitin-dependent protein catabolic process
Cellular component (GO): cytoplasm; nucleus
Molecular function (GO): K63-linked polyubiquitin modification-dependent protein binding; cysteine-type deubiquitinase activity
Source: RefSeq, a predicted model, not a curated record